CUUAGUGUACCUGAUGAUAUAUGACAUUCACGAUGUGCAAGCAUAUUCCUUUGAACUUCUGUCAAAUUUAACAACUGAAUUAUUUCAAACCAAAUCGUAUGACAAGACGUUACGUCCAAGAAAUGAUCAGUCGCAAAAUAUAUCAUUGGAUGUCAAAUUUAAUUUCCUAAGUAUCAAUAAAUUUGACGAGUUGGAGGGAAAAUUGGUUUGUACGGCUUUUCUUGGUCUUGCUUGGAGUGAUGAUUUCUUGACAUGGGAUUAUUCGACUUAUCCUAUAGGACGAUUUACACUUCCGCAGACCCUAGUGUGGAAACCAGAUUUUGUACUGCGCAACGGAUUCACCGAAUUCAAGGAAUUAGGAGGUUCGUUUUAUAACGUCAUUCUUACUGUCGAUGGAGAUGUGGCCUGGAAUCCUUAUCAAGUAUUUGAAACCAAAUGUGCCUUAGAUGUGACUUAUUUUCCUUUUGAUUCCCAAACCUGUGAUAUUGUGUUUACAAUGUGGUCACAUUUUACUUUUCAAGUUAGUAUUAAUCCGACUGUAGAUAACAUAAUAAUGAAUGAAUACACGUCAAACGCAUUGUGGACGGUAGAGUCAACCUCCCAAAACGUUGAUAACACGGGAUCACGUUCUUUAAUUACAUAUACGUUAAAUAUCAAACGUAAGCCAAGCUACUAUGUUUCCACCAUUAUUUUACCUGUUGUUUUUCUUGGAAUUUUAAAUAUACUUGUAUUUGUUUUGCCAGCCGAUGCAGGAGAAAAAAUGUCUUACUCCAUUACCGUCGCGCUUGGUUUUAUGGUAUUCCUGACAUUAGUAAGUACUCAGUUACCAGCAAAUUCCGAUAAUAUUUCCAUGUUGUCCGUUUAUAUACAGAUCCAAAUUUGCUUGGGUAUAUUCGCUCUUGUCGUCUCAUCGAUACAGUUGCGUAUUCGUCACAGAGAUCCGGACAGAGGGCCAAACAAAGCGUACAAGUAUCUGGUUUCAUUUUCAAGGCGUUGCUGUAAAAAUGAAAACCAGGUACAAAACGAAUCGAGCAAACAGACAAAGGAGAACAUUGACCUUGACAAAAAAGUUCAUGCAUUUGACUGGAAUGAUGUUUCUUCUGCAAUCGACUUUAUUUCGUUCUGGUUCUUUACUGUGAUUUUUGUACUCAGUACAAUAAUAAUCAUGAUACUUAUGGCAGUAGGUUAGAACCUGAAAGGGAGCUGAAACAAAUAAACUUUGUGUCUGUAAAUCUUGUAGUACCAAGCAAGU
Messenger RNA from Mytilus trossulus (common blue mussel), 1252 nucleotides. Its product is annotated as neuronal acetylcholine receptor subunit beta-2-like. Gene Ontology annotation, biological process: nervous system process; monoatomic ion transmembrane transport; chemical synaptic transmission. Bases 14 to 1189 code for a protein of 391 amino acids. The transcript has a single exon. Gene Ontology annotation, cellular component: neuron projection; synapse; plasma membrane. NCBI's taxonomy places the organism in Eukaryota, Metazoa, Mollusca, Bivalvia, Mytilida, Mytilidae. Gene Ontology annotation, molecular function: excitatory extracellular ligand-gated monoatomic ion channel activity; transmembrane signaling receptor activity; transmitter-gated monoatomic ion channel activity involved in regulation of postsynaptic membrane potential. The record is from RefSeq and is a predicted model, not a curated record.